Messenger RNA from Acinonyx jubatus (cheetah), 7391 nucleotides. RefSeq names its product zinc finger protein 174 (gene ZNF174). The coding region runs from base 712 to 1944 and encodes 410 amino acids. The transcript has 3 exons. The record is from RefSeq and is a predicted model, not a curated record. Lineage: Eukaryota; Metazoa; Chordata; Mammalia; Carnivora; Felidae.
CAGGUUCUGGGUCCCGGGUCCCCAGAGAGGUGAGUCCGCGGCCGGUGGGCGCGGGUUGCGGGGCCGUCGGCGAAGCUGCCGCCUCAGGCGCGGCCCCGGCCUGCACGCAGCCACGAAGCUGAGCCGCGCGCCGGAGAGCCCGCAGCUCCGCCUCGCCAGGGGCAGCCGGGGCGCCCUCAGAGGCCGGAGCGAGUGGGCCUGCCGGGCGUCGGGAGCGAGCCGCCGCCGUGCUCAGCCUGCCUUGCUGCGCGUGGGGGUUCCGAUCCCUCCACUCCGGCACGCGCAGCCCCGCGGCUCCGGGCGACGUGCUCGAGGUCGGUGCAGCCCGGGUGCCGCGGAGCUGGCGCAGGCCACCUGUGUGACAACUUGAACUUUUCCUAGGAUUUCCCGACCGCCAGAUGGAUCACCUUGCGCAGUUCCUCUGAGACCUCGUAGACCUCGUGCGUUUAUCGAUGAAAUAAAAAGCAAGAUUUUCCCCAGUUCCUUUUAGAACGUUAUGACUUUUCUCCAUUUGGAGACAGCUCAGGAAACUGCCAGAGGGACAGACAGCUCCUCUCCAUCGGGCCCUGCGUUGUCUUCGGGAGCUUGGGGCCUGUAUGUGCCCCGCCCUUGCUGACAUCUUUCCAGCGUUUAGAGACACUUGUCCAGAGUCAUGAUCUUGAAGGCUUGAGCCGCUUGCCAGGAGAGAGAGGCUGUCUCCUGAGCCCCAAGAUGGCGGCUAAGAUGGAGAUAACUUUGAGCUCGCAGUCCCACAUUCAGGCCUCCUCCAAGCCAGAGAGACACAUAAUAACAAAGCUGGAAGAGAAACGGGGACCCGCUCUGCAAAAGGACCGCCCCGAUCCCGAGCUCUCCCGCCAGAGCUUCCGACGGUUUUGUUACCAAGAGGUGUCUGGACCCCAAGAGGCACUCGCCCGGCUGCAGCAGCUCUGCCGUCAGUGGCUGCAGCCCGAGCUGCACACCAAAGAGCAGAUAUUGGAGCUGCUGGUGCUGGAGCAGUUCCUGAACAUCCUGCCCUCGGAGAUUCAGGCUCGCGUCAGGCAUCGAUGUCCAAUGAGCUGCAGGGAGAUUGUGACCCUGGUGGAAGAUUUUCAAAGAGCAGCCAAGAGACCAAAGCAGUGGGUGGCCGUGUGUAUGCAGGGGCAGAAGGUGCUCUUGGAGAAAACUGGAUCUCAGCUUGGAGAACAGGAACUACCAGACUUUCAACUGCAAGCUCCUAGGAGGUUUCCCCGGGAGAGUGCUCUGGAGGAGCCUUCCCAGGCGGGAUCUCCGGACCAGCUGAGCUCUCAUCAUUGGGAAAAAUCCACACUCCUCCAGGAACCAAGCCCCAGAUUGGCUGGUACAGAGGCCCCCAGAAUGAAAAGUGACAACAAGGAAAAUCCGCAGCCAGAGGGGGCUAAAGGAGGGAAGCCAUGUGCCCUGUCCCCUGGCAGACCCAAAGGUAACGGUCUGCAGAGUCCCGAACCGAGAGGGGCGAAUAGGAAUGAACCCCGGUUGUCACGGAGGCAGGUCAGCCCCCCGAAUGCUCAGAAGCCAUUCGCUCACUACCAGAGACAUUGCAGGGAACUGGAGUACAUCAGCAGCCCCCUGAAAAGCCACCCGCUGAGAGAGCUGAAGAAAAGCAAAGGGGGCAGAAGGAGCCUGAGCAGUCGCUUGCAGCGCCUUGGUCACCAGGCGGCCCGCUCGGCAAAGAAGCCUUACAAAUGUGAUGACUGUGGGAAAAGCUUCACAUGGAAUUCGGAGCUGAAAAGACACAAGCGGGUGCACACAGGGGAGAGGCCCUACACGUGCGGAGAGUGUGGGAACUGCUUUGGGCGCCAGUCAACGCUGAAACUGCACCAGAGGAUCCACACCGGGGAGAAGCCCUACCAGUGCGGCCAGUGUGGGAAAAGCUUUCGCCAGAGCUCAAACCUCCACCAGCACCACAGACUCCACCACGGGGACUGAAAGCGGGGCUUCGUUCUCUCCGUUCAGAAGGAAGGCAUCCGAAUUUCUCCUUCCCUUACUUGCAUGUAAAUCCCAGGGUGUCUGUGUGACUUACAAGGAAAGCAAGAAGUCCCUGAGGGAUGCGGUGCACGUUUGGCCCGUGAGGAGUUCCAGAAGAUGCCGAGGGGGACGUGACCGUGUCGGUGACAGGGUGAAGUGGCAGGUCUGGGCGUUGGGUCAGAGAGAACUGGGGUCUCUGUUGGAGAGCAGGGAGCGACCGCUGAGAGGAUCCGGCCCAUCCCGCAGGUGCCCCUCCCCCCACCUUGGUGUGCAGUCAUCCCCCUGCCGCUUUAUUUAUUCUCUAAAUACGUUCAAGGGGAAAUUCCGUAUGUAUAUACCUGAUGUACUUGCUGUCGUGCCCGACAGUCUUUACCGCACACGCACUUCGGUAAUAACGAUCAGUGAUUUCAAGGCAAAAGCUCAUUGGAAUAUAAAUCCCCUAAUACUCUUUCUGUCAUUGCUGGCCGUUCAUAAUAAAGGACACAUGAAGCGAGAGCAUAAACGUGUUUGUGUGAGGACAAGAUUCCCAAGUAAGUAGUUCUCCACACGCGUGCGCACACACAGUGAGGGGAGCCCUCACUGCGCUCCUUCCUCAGGCCGGUGAGGAAAUGUUAGAAAACUGGAUUCUUUCAGGACCUUUACUAAGAACCACUGAAAUGGGUUAAUUUUAGGAUGUGUAAAUUCUCUCUCAGUGAAGUUUCUAAAAAAGAAAACACAAAAGAUAUCUGCACUAAGUGUUCAGGUCCUGGAACGAGGCCAGAGUUGAUCUCGGUCCGUCCCCACAUUCUUUCGGAGUAAGAAUCCCAACCCGGUCGGUGUGGUCCUUAGUCGCCCACAGCAAACGAGUGGAUCUCGGACUUCCGAGAAGACCGCUGGUAGAUGGGUGCCUCCGGCGGGAAGCGGCCGUGUGGCGUUUCUUCUAAAGCGAGGAUACCCGAAUAUCCGCAGGUCCCUGCCGGCCUCUUCCAGGCCCUCUACUGUGCUGCAUCCUCCACCCCCAGGGGGCUCUGCGCACACCGUUCCCUUUGACCUUACGACCUGCAGCCCCCACCACUUCCUCCCUCUCCUGCCUCACAGGAGUGGCCUGCCCAGCAAAGCCUUCUCUGGGCACUUUUAUUGUGUCACUCCCUGCCUCACACCACACGCCGGUGCUGCUCACCCUGGGAGCAGAUUUGCCCCCCAGAGGACGUUUGGCAGUGUCUGGAAAUGCUUUUGGUGCUUAUGACUCGGGGGCAGGGAGCGGAGCUCCUGACCUCUAGUGGGUGGAGACCAGGAUGCAGCCGAGCGCACCGCAGUGCACAGGACAGCCCCACCACGGGGUCACCUGGCCCAGAGUGGCAGUAGUGCCGAGGUCGGGAGCUGUACUGUUCACGGUAAAGGCUCUUUAGGGACAGGAGCCAUAUUUUCCCAUCAUGUAGCUUUUGGACUGAGCCCACGCCCCACCAAGAGAAAUAGGUGUUGUUCUGUCAGGGCCAAGUCCUGAGUCAGAGAUCCUGGUGACGAUGUAUUGAAUGCAGUGGACAAAGCCUCUUGUCUUCUGGCCAGAGAGAGACUUAAUGGAAGCUCAUUGGCCUUUCUCGUCGUUUUUAGCGGACCUUUAGACUGAUUCACAGUCCCCAUCCCGGCAACCACGUUAGAUUUGAGAGGAGUUUGGGGUGCCUGGGUGGCUCUGUCACUUAAGCAUCUGACUUCGGCUCAGGUCAUGAUCUCACUGUCCAUGAGUUUGAGCCCCGCCUCAGGCGCUGUGCCGACAGCUCAGAAUCUGGAGCCUGCUUCGGAUUCUGUGUCUCCCUCACUUUGUCCCUUCCCCACUUGCCCUGUCUCUCUCUCUCUCAAAAAUAAAAUAAAAAUUUAAAGAAAAAAAAAAGGUUUUAGAGGAGUUUGCCCUCAUUACUCCUCCUGCUCCUUACGUCACCCCUGUCUGUUGCCUCUCACCGGUCAGGACCUCUUGAUUCCUCCUUUGUCCCCACCUCAUCCAUCUCCUUUUCCCAGGCCAAUUUUGCUGUCAUAAGGCCCCCUUAAUCAUAGUUAUGUCUGUAUCAGUUUCCCAUCGGCACUGUAACAGAUAGAUGAUCACAAACUUAGUGGCUUAAAACAACACAGUCUCUUAGAGUUCCAAGGGUCAGAAGCCCAACGUCAGGUUCACAGAGCCAAAAUUAAGGUGUCCGAAUGGGUGAAUCUGUUUCCCUGCCUUUCUGAGCUUCUAGUGGCCAUUGUGUUCUGUGGCUUGUGGCCCCCUCCUCCAUCUUCAAAGUGCAUGUCUCCAUUCUCUGACACCACAUCCCCUUGUCCUCUGACUCUUACCCUCUGGCCUCCCUCUUUAAACUGCUGUAAUGUUUAUAUUUGGGCUCACCCAGAUAAUCCAAGAUAAUCUCCCCGUCUCAAGAUUCUUAAUCAUAUCUGCAAAAAUCCCUUUUGCCCUAUAAGGUAACAUUCAUGGCUCCAGGGAUUAGGAUGUGGGCAUCUUCGGUUGGGGGGUUGGGGGGGCGGAUUUGGCCCAACCAUACCCAUGUGUUGAAUCAACUUGGUUAGUCAAAGAUCUCUUCUGAAAGCGAAUGAACUAGAUUUCCAGUCUUCUUAUUUAUUAAGAGUUGGAACAGGAAGACUUCUUUAAAUAAGAGCUUUGUUUGUUUGGUAUGUUUUGGAGAACUUUGUGUAUGUGCUCUCUCUCUUCUGCACACAAUCAGUGAUUGCUGAAUCUUAGGAGUGCCUGGAUGGCUCAGUCAGUUAAGCGUCUGACUCUUGGUUUCGGCUCAGGUUGUGAUCUUCUGGUUCACGGGUUCGAGCCCCGUGUCGGGCUCUGUGCUGACAACGUGGAGCCUGCUUGGGAUUCUCUGUCUCUGCCCCUCGCUCACGCUCUCCCUGUCUCUCUCAAAAAUAAGUAAACAUUUAAAAAAAUAAUUGCUGAAUCAUAAAGUCAAAUGCGGUCCUUGGAUAAAUGUGGCACAAUUGCCAAUCUGAAUCUCACUCCUUCCCAGAAGGUUUUCAAACCUGUGAUGCUCCCUUGUCUCUCCCAGCCCAGUUUUCCUCCAGCAGGUAAGGCUCAACUCCAGUGAGGAGAGUCUGAAGGGUGGAAGAAGACGCACAGCCACAUUUGCAGGUGUGCUCAGUUCUGCAGAUGUGGGGUUCUCCCCACCCCCCUGCCCUUGUGUGGAUGCACCGGAGGCCUCCGCACGGACCACCCACCUGCUGGCUCGCAGUUAGUGACCCCAUUUAAGUGAUAAUAUUUCUCCUCUUGUGUGCAUCCCUCACCCAUGAGCAACCUGAACGGUUUACUAUUUUCUGUGGGUUUGGCUUGUACUUAGCCAUGGGUGGGGUGACUCCUACUUGAGGUAUUCUGUUCCCCGGUUGCCCCCAGGGAGUCAGAGAAGGAAGCAUUCAUGCACAGGUUGGGGAUCUGGACCUCACAGAUUUCCCUGAAAAAGCAUUUUCCAUCUACAGCAGAUGAGGACUUGUAAAACUCUUCCCUUCAUACCAUUACCGUUCCCGACAGUCAACAACUCCCAAAUACCAUCCAGUACACAGUGUUGACAUUUCCCCCAAUGUUUCUAAAAGACAAAUGCUUUUUUUUUUUAGAGCUCUUUUGAGAUCUACUUCAAUAUAACAUUUGUCCCUUUAAAGUAUAUAGUUCAAUAAUUAUGGGAUCUUCAUGGAGGUGUGCAACCAUCGCCACAAUCUAAUUGAGAAUAUUUUCAGCAGCUAAGAAGGAACCCCAUCAUGUUGAGCGGUCGCUCCCCAUCCCUGUGUCCCCUGUGAACAGUGCCUUCCAGGUCCAUUCACAUCCUAGCAGGCAUCAGAACUUUAUCCUUUUCACUACCGAGUAAUAUUCCUCCGUGUGCAUGGACCGCUUUUGUUUAUCCAUCCAUCCAGUGCGGGACGUUUGGGUUGUUUUCACUUUGGGGCUCUUGUGAGUAGUGCUGCUGUGAACGCGCGCCCGAGGCUUUCUGUGAGCAUGUGUUUUCGUUUCUUGUGCGUAUAUACCUACGAGCGGAAUUGCCAGGUCGAAUGCUGACUUGACACUGAAGUGUUUCUGAGGAGCUGCCAGACUUUUUCACACAGCACCUCACGUCCCCACCUGAGGUGGGUGAGGGUCUCGGCUCCUCCACAUAUUUGCCAACACCUGUCACCGCCUCUCCGAGUGUGGCCGUGUAGUGGACGUGAAGUGCCGUGUCACUUGUGGUUUGGGUUGGCAUUUCCCUCAUGCUGCGCGUCUUCUCAGAUGUUUACUGCCCACUUGUGUAUCUUCGUUGGAGAGACGGCUAUUCACAACCUCUGCUCUUUUCAAAUUGGGUUGUCGUUCUCAUCGUUGAGUUGUAAGAGUCCUUUAUAGGUCCUGGAGUCAAGUCCUUCGCAGGUACAUGACUCGCAAGUAUCUUCUCCCGUUCUUUUGUAAUAUACUUUUGCACAAUUGCGAUGUAUCUUUUUUCAAAUAUUUAUUUAUUUAUUUAUUUAUUAAAAAAUUUUUUUUUCAACAUUUAUUUAUUUUUGGGACAGAGAGAGACAGAGCAUGAACGGGGGAGGGGCAGAGAGAGAGGGAGACACAGAAUUGGAAACAGGCUCCAGGCUCUGAGCCAUCAGCCCAGAGCCCGACGCGGGGCUCGAACUCACGGACCGCGAGAUCUGACCUGAGCUGAAGUCGGACGCUUAACCGACUGCGCCACCCAGGCGCCCCUCAAAUAUUUUUUUAAAGUUUGCUUAUUUUGAGAGAGAGAGAGAGCAAGCGGCGGAGGGGCAGAGACAGAGAGGGAGACAGUCCCUAGGAGGCUCUGAGCUGUCAGCCCAGAGCCUGAUGCGGGGCUCGAACUCACAAACUGUGACAUCAUGACCUGAGCCGCAAUCAAGAGUUGGACACUUAACUAAGCCACCUGGGUGCCCCUGCAGUAUAUCUUUUAAUGCAGCUGUCACUAGCCAAAAUACUGGUGACCAGUAUGGUCCCAAUUCCUGAAUUACUGGUGAAACAAGUGGAGACAAACCACUCCAAAUGUCACUCCUGGCUGUAGAAACGCCUCUGGGGCCAGAUAAGGGCAGAGCCCACUAGGCAAACCCAGAAGAACCUUCCUUGUCUUGGGAGUGAUUUGGCCGUAGUUGGACCUGAGGCAGCUUAGUAAACAAGCCAGAGGAGUGGCCUUAGUGCCAGGUUGAGACCGAGGAACAGCCUUGCACCCAGCUCUGUCAUUCUCCCACUUGGUGGCCUGGAUACGUCAUUUAAAACAUCCACACUGGGGCUCCUGGGUGGCUCAGCCCCGUCAGGUGUCCGGCUUGAGCUCAGGUCACGAUCUCGUGGUUCAUGAGUUCGAGCCCCGUGUCAGGCCCUGUGCUGACAGCUCGGAGCCUGGAGCCUGCUUCGGAUUCUGUGUCUCCCUUUCUCUCUGCCCCUCCCCUGCUUGCACUCUGUCUCUGUCUCUCUC